This is a messenger RNA of Rotaria sp. Silwood1, 2305 nucleotides long. NCBI's taxonomy places the organism in Eukaryota, Metazoa, Rotifera, Eurotatoria, Philodinida, Philodinidae. The record is from the annotation of a GenBank genome assembly.
AUGGACAGUUCAAGUGAAACCGGAAGCGACAGUGAUUAUUUCGAUGAUGCAAACAGCGGUUCGGAAACGGGAGAUGGCGAAAGCCAAACAUCCGACGAUGAUGAUGAAAUUGAUUUAGAAAACCUAAAAUUAGACGAUGACUCCACAUGGAAAAGUUCGUAUACUUCCCGUUCUGGAAUGAUUUGGUCCUCAACUCCUCAUCAUUCAACGAAAAAUGAUUUUUCGAAUGAUGUUAUUCAAAAAGCUGGUCUUACAAAUACCAGUGAAAAUAUUUCAUCUGUCGAAGAUGCAUUCAUGUGUUUUAUGCCAAACAAACUUCUGGAAAAAAUCUUGGAUUAUUCAAACUUGGAGUAUACUCACAAGAAUACCUCCACGAAAAAAAUUGAAGAAAUAACACUCAUAGAAUUGAAAGCAUUUAUUGGACUUUUAUUGCUUGCUGGUUUAUUGGGGAAAUCGAAGAUCGAUCUGAAAUGCUUAUGGAGAAGAAGUCCAUUAGAACCGCCAAUAUUCAAAGCCACUAUGUCAAGAACUCGUUUUCAGGAUAUUAUUUCUUGUUUGAGAUUUGACGACAAAAGAACAAGGGAAGAAAGAAAACGAACAGAUAAAUUUGCAGCAAUUCGUGAAAUCUGGUCAUAUUUCCAAAAUUGCUUACAAACAUGUUACACACCGGGAUCAAAUGUUACUAUUGAUGAACAACUACUAGGAUUUAGAGGAAAAUGUUCCUUCCGUCAAUAUAUGCCAAAAAAGCCUGACAAAUACGGAUUAAAAUUUUGGCUAUGCGUUGAUGUGGACUCACAUUAUGUAUUCAAUGCAUUUCCUUACGUUGGACGACAACCGAAUGAGCAAAGACAAACACAGAUAGGUGCCGAAGUCGUUCUAGAAUUACUCAAACCACUUUACGGCUUCCAAAGAAACGUUACAAUAGAUAAUUUCUUCACAAGUGUUCCAUUAGCCCAAACGCUUCAAACAAAGAAUCUGACUCUUAUAGGAACACUGCGAAAAAACAAGUCAGAAAUACCUAUCGAGUUUCAAUCCAACGAAAAUCGUGAAGUGGGUUCUUCGCUCUUUGGUUUCCAAGAUGGUUUAACCUUAGUUUCAUUUGUCCCAAAACAGAAUAAAGCUGUUUUAUUGCUCUCCUCAAAACAUCACGACAAUCAAGUGGACAAUAAAACUGGAAAACCGAUCAUUAUAUUGGAUUAUAACAAAACAAAGGGGGCUGUCGAUACUGUUGAUCAAAUGUGUCAUAAAUACACGGUAAAAAAUAUUUCAGUAUUUCUAUAGCUUAUUUUACUUUUCAGGUAAAACGAGGUACAAAGCGAUGGCCAGUUUGUAUUUUCUAUGGGAUGAUAGACAUUGCUGCCAUAAAUGCUCUGAUUGUCUGGAAAGUGAAAAAUCCUCAAUGGAAUCAGAAUACAAAUCAUAAACGUCGAUUAUUUUUGGAAGAAUUAGGAUUAGCACUGGUAUCGCAUCUGUUGGAUUUUCGUUCGAAGAACUCGAAAUUUUUGAACACAGAUAUUCUAAAUGCUUUAGCAAUCGUCGGUUAUCCUGUGUCGAAGAACGAUCCGGCAGAAGCGAAUGAAAAUCCCACUCAACCAAAACGAAAAAGGUGCUCCAUUUGUGAACGUUCUACGGACAAGAAAACAUCAAUUCAAUGUUUCAGUUGUUCUUCGUUCGUUUGUAGUGAUCAUUCUGUCAAACGUGUCUUUUGUAUUAAUUGUUCUAAAUAAGGAACAUCGUUCUCAUUUUUUUCUAUAGAAUAAAACAAGAAAAGGUCAGAUCUUACGAAAAUAUUGGCUGAAAAGUAAAAGGAUUAUUAAAAAAGAACACAUGUCAUCAAAAUCACGGUUAAAAGAGGCCGGUACUCCAAGGGUUAAUCAUACCCACGCACCCACACCCACACCCACACCUACACCCUAAAAAUUUAGGGUUAUUAGUUUCAGACAUUGUCCUUUCGAAUACACAUAAAAAAUCAAAAAUUUAAAUUUUCACGAGUGCUUCGGUUCCUUGAUGCUGUCAUGGACCCUCUCUUAAGAAUUAAUCCCUGUUGCAAAAGUCUCCGUGCAAAAUGUUUGUUCAUUUUUUGGCCACUUAGAAAUAACUUACGAAAAUGAAAAGUAGGCAGUUAGAAUCACAACUUGAUACUUUCUCUAAAAGUGUACUCACAAGAUUUUUCUAACUUGAAGUUGAAUACUUGAGAGGAAAUCUUUGAUGGGGAGCAAAAAUGACAUUUGUACAAAACACUAGUUUCAAAAGUCUUCGUAAAUAUGUUUGCUGAUUUUUCGAACAUCUAAAUGUAAUUGAAGAG